Molecule: messenger RNA, 3573 nt
Organism: Arachis duranensis
Lineage: Eukaryota; Viridiplantae; Streptophyta; Magnoliopsida; Fabales; Fabaceae
Product: rho GTPase-activating protein 7
Exons: 22
Biological process (GO): signal transduction
Source: RefSeq, a predicted model, not a curated record
UCUCUCUCUCUAACCAAAACACACAAACACAUACUGAAGACACCAGAAGUAGGUGAAAAGCAAAGAACCCUCUUUCUCUCUUCAGAUUUUCUCACAUUACCACCACAAACCGCUGUUUUUCCCCUUCCAACCUAAUCCGAUCGGAAAGUGUGAGAAAAUCUCCGAGAAAGUGACAUAAAAAUCUCACACCCCAGAAAGAGGAAAUUAAGAAAAAUACCAACUUUCCCUGUUGGGAUUUUCCCAUGAGGGUGAAAUGAAAUCAAGUCUUGAUUUUUGAAGUAAAGGGUUGAAUCUGGUGCCCCCUUUUGAUCCUAAGCUCUGAAAGUUUGCGGCUUUGUGUUCAGAUCUCCGUGAUUCAAGUGGUGUUGGAGCUAAGUGUUGGAUCUCCUUGAUGGGUUGACUGAAUGGUGGAGCUGGGGCUUUUGGUUUUGGAUUUUUUGGGGUUUGGAAUGUUGAGGAAAAGUUUCAAUUUUUGAUUUUGGGUUUUGGUGGUGGUGGUGAUUGAGCUUUGAGGUCAGUGGCAAUGGUGGUUCUUAAGUGAUAGUGUUGUGUUUGUGUGUGUGUGUUGGAGGAAAUGUCUGCUUCUUUAGCUGCUUUUGAGAGACCUAGACAUGGAGCUUCCAACACGGUUUUCAAAAGUGGCCCACUUUUCAUAUCUUCUAAAGGUAUAGGCUGGAAGUCUUGGAAGAAGCGGUGGUUUAUACUCACGCGCACAUCAUUGGUUUUCUUCAAAAAUGAUCCGAGUGCCCUUCCACAGAGAGGUGGUGAAGUAAACCUGACACUGGGAGGAAUUGACUUAAACAAUUCAGGAAGUGUUGUUGUUAGAGAAGACAAAAAGCUGCUUACAGUAUUAUUUCCAGAUGGACGUGAUGGGCGAGCAUUCACCCUGAAGGCUGAGACAUCGGAAGACUUGUUUGAAUGGAAGACAGCUCUUGAACAAGCCCUUGCACAAGCGCCAAGUGCUGCUCUUGUUAUGGGACACAAUGGGAUUUUUCGGAGUGAUGCGAGUGAUUCCAUUGAAGGGUCUUUCCAUCAAUGGAGGGACAAGCGUCCAGUUAAGUCUUUGGUUGUUGGAAGACCAAUUCUUCUAGCACUGGAAGAUAUUGAUGGAGGUCCUUCUUUCCUUGAAAAAGCUCUUCGGUUUCUAGAGAAGUACGGAACUAAAGUUGAAGGAAUUCUAAGGCAGUCUGCAGAUGUUGAAGAGGUUGACAGGAGAGUUCAAGAAUAUGAGCAAGGCAAGACUGAAUUUGGUUCUGAGGAGGAUGCCCAUGUUGUUGGUGACUGUGUCAAGCAUGUUCUAAGAGAGCUGCCCUCAUCUCCAGUUCCAGCUUCAUGUUGUACUGCGUUGUUGGAGGCUUAUAAAAUUGAUCGCAAAGAAGCUAGGAUUAAUGCAAUGCGCUGUGCCAUAGUGGAGACCUUUCCAGAGCCAAAUCGACGUUUGUUACAAAGAAUUCUGAAGAUGAUGCACACAGUUGCUUCCCAUUCUCAAGAGAAUCGGAUGACACCGUCUGCUGUUGCUGCUUGCAUGGCUCCCUUACUCUUGCGGCCUCUGCUAGCAGGAGAAUGUGAAUUGGAGGAUGAAUUUGAUGUUAGUGGUGAUAGCUCAGCUCAGCUUCUUGCUGCGGCUAAUGCUGCGAAUAAUGCUCAAGCAAUUAUUACUACUUUGCUGGAGGAGUUUGAGAGUAUAUUUGAUGAAGAAAAUAUUCAGAGAUGUUCAAUUUCAGCAGAUUCUCGGGUUGAGAACAGUGGGACUGAAGAUUCAACCGAUGAUGAAAAUAUAGAUGUGAAAGAAAAUGGAUACCAUGAUGCAGAGAAUGAAGUUGAUCAAGAGACAGAAGAUGAUGCCGAUCGUGUACACAGUGGAAAAUUGAGUGAAAGUAGUGGUUAUGCUGGCAGUGAUCUUUACGAUUACAAGGCAUUUGGAGGUGAUGAUUCUGAUGUUGGAUCCUCCAAUGGCCAUACCAAGACUGUCACUACUAAUCAUAAUGCUGAUCCUGAUCCUCAAACUCCUCAACUGUCUGAGGAUCAAAACAAGCAAAGAAAGAGCAAUGAGAACUCAGUUGAUGAGAAGGAUGCUCCAAAUUUGUUACCUCCCACUGAAUCCUAUCGUUCUAUGGGUGAGAUUUUAUCUUCUAUGGACCCCGCCAACCAUUUACCCGUGCCUCAGAUAGAAACAGGUUCUGCAAAGCAGACGGGUAAAGCUGGCAGUAGUAGUUUCAGUUCCAAACGGUCAUCAUUCUGGGGAAGGAGUAACGCAAGGAAGACACCGUCAGUGGAAUCUGUUGAUUCUUCUGGAGAAGAGGAGCUUGCUAUUCAAAGGCUUGAGAUUGCAAAAAGUGAUUUGCAGCACAGAAUUGCGAAGGAGGCUAGAGGCAAUGCUAUUUUACAAGCAAGCUUAGAAAGACGGAAGCAAGCUCUGCACGAGCGGCGAUUGGCACUUGAACAAGAUGUUUCAAGAUUGCAAGAACAAUUGCAAGCUGAGAGGGAUCUUAGAGCGGCAUUGGAAGUUGGAUUGAGUAUGUCUUCAGGAUAGUUUUCCAGUUCACGCGGCAUGGAUUCCAAGACAAAGGCCGAGCUGGAGGAGAUUGCACUUGCUGAAGCUGAUGUUGCCAGGUUGAAGCAGAAAGUUGCGGAACUUCACCAUCAACUUAACCAGCAGCGACAGCAUCACUAUGGUUCACUUACUGAUGUGGGUGAUCGAUACCAACAUGCCCAAAACCAUCCUCAGCAGAGAUUUCUUCAGCAAGAUUUUGAUUCAACUCUUGCCUUUUGUAAUCAUGAAAGGAAACAAAGGACUGAGGAGGGCUUGUUGGGCACAGAUUGGAGAAAUCUCAAAGGACAAGUAUUGGCAGCCGGUAAUGGCAGUCGACAACCUACUCGAAAGCAAUUUAUGGACUCAAGUCCUAGUGAUUCAAAAAGUACCGAGGCAUCGACAAGCAUGUCUGUAGAUGAGCUUGGUACCGUUGACUCCGCUGCUAUGCCUUCCACCUCGAGGGCUGCAGAGGGGACAGAAUAUGGAAGACAUCCAUCUGUAGCUUCCUCAACAUUAGUAGAGUUAACGACUCGUCUCGAUUUUUUCAAGGAAAGACGUUCUCAGCUGAUGGAACAGCUUCAUAACCUCGAUUUAAAUUACGGUUCCACCACCACCUCCCAAGAUUUCGUCUAUAAACCGUCGUCGCCAUCAUGGAGUUGAUUGGCCAAAUUGGUGCUUCAUAGGAUCAUAUCCAUGUGGAGGAGGAAUAAUUUUGGCUGACAUGUUUGUAUAUCCUUUGACUCAUUGCAUAUAAUUGUAUCCCUUUUAUGCUCUAUGCACUGUUUUUCCAUUCUCAGUUUCUAUUUAAUUUCUUUUUUAACUUUUUGGCAUUUGUUAGUGAAAGGUCAUUGGAGUUGAGAUGAGAAUCUUUCAGUUUUUUCCUCUAUUGAGUCUUUUUCUUCUGAAUUCCUUUGUUUUCUUUAGGGGAAGGAGUGGAGUUUGUUGUAAUUAUAUGUUAAUGUCUAUAGUUGGGGAAUUUUGUUGGUGAAACAAAACAAAUACAAUGAAGAAAUUUUUACUUCAUUUUGUUUUUUUUUUAA